Molecule: messenger RNA, 1010 nt
Organism: Phragmites australis (common reed)
Lineage: Eukaryota; Viridiplantae; Streptophyta; Magnoliopsida; Poales; Poaceae
Exons: 2
Coding region: 162-848 (228 amino acids)
Biological process (GO): mitochondrial translation
Cellular component (GO): mitochondrial large ribosomal subunit; ribosome
Molecular function (GO): structural constituent of ribosome
Source: RefSeq, a predicted model, not a curated record
GGCUUUUUGGCGGCCCGCUCCACCGAUCCACCACCCGAAAGUCGUCCGUCGACCUGGAGGCGAACCAACCUGAAAUCCCCCUCCUCUCCACCGAUCCGCCGCCGCUCGCCUAAACCCUCCGCCGCCGCGCCCCGACGACCCCUCGCCGCCGCCCGGAAGCCAUGGGGAGCCGGCUGGGCCGCCGCGUGAUCCACUUUGCGCACCUCCCGCUCAAGCUCAUGCUGCCCCCCGCCCCGCUCUCCUCCGUGCAGGAGUUCGCCGUCCGGACCGUCCCCUCCGCCUCCAAGGUCGACAUCCGCCGCUGCCUCGAGUCCGUCUACGGCUUCUCCGUCGCCGACGUCCGCACCCUCAACAUGGAGGGCAAGAAGCUCCGCAGGGGCCCCUUCCUUGCCGCCAAGCCCGAUUACAAGAAGGCAUACAUCACGCUCCACGCCCCGCUCCCGGUCUCCCCCGACCUCUUCCCAAUCGGGGCCAUCCUCGGGGAGCGGGAGCGGAAGGCCAGCGCCGCCGCUGCCAGGAGGAAGGCGGUGGAGGGCGCCGAGGUAGAGGGGGAAGGGAAGGGGAAGCACUGGAUGGAGGACGAGAUGGAGGGGUUCUCCAGGGCCGGGUGCGGGAAGGUCGUGUACGGGAACCCCGGGAGGCUGAGGAGGAAGAGGAGGGGAGGCGCCAAGGUGAAGGAGGACGCUGGGGAGGAGGGGGAAAAGUUCCCCUGGAGUGGGAUGCGGCUGGCUACCGAGAAACCUAGGAGGGUGAGACACUCUCCCCCGAAGAAGAGGGGCAUAGCCUUGAAGCUGAAAUCACGGAAGGUGUCUCUGCAGCUCCGCUCAAAAAAGAAGCUGGAAGCUUGAUAGUAGUGUACUUGAGAGUUGCUGCGCCGCAACCAUGAAGCAGGAUGCAAACCGUGGAUCCACGACAGAUUCGUCUCAUUUUUAGACUACCGAAUAAACACCAAUGCUCAAGAAUGUGUGAGGACUUUGUGCCUUUGAUAUGAAAUCGAGUUGGAAUUUAAA